Anopheles aquasalis is the source of this 1580-nucleotide messenger RNA. RefSeq lists its product as uncharacterized. The record is from RefSeq and is a predicted model, not a curated record. Lineage: Eukaryota; Metazoa; Arthropoda; Insecta; Diptera; Culicidae.
CUUGGAACACCAAAGCGAGCGAGCGUACAGCAGGUGGUUGCACCUCGGCGACGGGCGAUUUGUUUUUAGUUCUCCGUUCCCAGACCGUACUAUUUUCCCCUGCUAGCGGUCCACGGCACAUGCCUACUGCCUGGUCGUUAGGCAUGCGCAUUAAUUCAAAAGUGUUGCAUCCCAGGUGUUUUGCCUGCACGUGAACCGGAAAGAAAGGAAUUGCGUUGACCGUUUGUCGCUGUUCUUGAACACGUUUUAAACUAGUUACUAGUUUCUUGGAUUAAAAGUAAAAUGUUUCACAAAUUUAUAUCGGCACAAACCACGCGCUCACGACCGUUGCACAAAUCUCCCGCCAAAAACCGCACUUCGAAGCGAACCAGUCCCGUUGUAAACGCAAAUAAACGCUUUAUUUACCACCUGGACCCUCCGCACGCACAUUCCUCGCCUCUCUACUGUGCGGGUCCGACGCGAAGGUCACGCACCGUGUUUCGACUAUCCGCGGCACCGCAAACACGAACGGAAAACAGCAGCUAAACGUUUCGUCAUCCCGUGCGAGUUACGUGCUUGUGGUUUAGCCUGUGGUGAGGUAGAAGGGGUACACAACAACAUAAGCAACACCCACGCAAGCGCAGCCGAAAGCCGUAUUUGGACGAGCACCAGCAUCAGCGAGCGUCGUCGUCGUGAUCGAUCGUCGGUCGGUGUGUCGGUUUUUUAGCACAACAUCAAGGAGGCGGCAAGGAAAUGGAUUCAACGUUGCACGAGCUGCGCAAGGAACCGUCGGUGGCGGAGGUGCAACGGAACGGAAAUGGAAAACAGGCCGUACCGACCACGGCAACCGGAUGGUAUGAAAAUGGAUCGAAACACGACAGUGAAGUGCAGCGGCCACGCAGACUCUCCUUUAACGGAUCGGACAUGGAACUGUCCGACCUGAAGGGAGCAAAGAACGGCGGCACCAGCAGCAGCACCCCUGGAACGGCCAUCGAUACGAAACAUAUGCUGGUGCUGCUGGCCCUUGCAACGACAAUUGCUGUUUCCGUCCGCUACCUGCUUCCAGCGGUGGAUGCAACGACGAUGCGCGCGUUGGCGUCACAAGUUUUGACCGCACUCGGAAGCUUCUGGCAAGAUCUGACGGAACGGGCCAGUCGCCUCCGGCCUGCUAUGGCCAGCUGGACUAUGGAGCGUGUGGUGCCGCGAGCCGAACAGACGGCGUACGUCCUCUAUGCCCUCGGAUUCGGGCUACUGGUGUCCGCGUUCACCUGGUACGUUAUCUAUCUGGACAGCAGCAUUCCCGGUGUUAAUCCUCCGACACCGUUUUCUGCUUCCAAAAAUCGGUAUCGGGGUGGUGCGAGGGCAGCCGAACGUCGAUUCCAUCUCGGCUACAUAACCGCGUUGGUCAGCGGUUUGGUGGUGUUUAUGAUAGCGCUGCUAGGAGAGUAAAAGCUGCAACCCGCCAUAAAGUGCCUUCAAGAUUGCGAUUUUGUCGACCUAUGUAGCGAAAUGAGUUCCAUGCAUCGAGCCAAUAUUUAUUUCAUAUUUUGUAUGUUAUUACAAACUAACGCCAAUACAUUCAUAUUACACGUUACGUUCAA